Messenger RNA from Teleopsis dalmanni, 949 nucleotides. RefSeq names its product probable chitinase 10. NCBI's taxonomy places the organism in Eukaryota, Metazoa, Arthropoda, Insecta, Diptera, Diopsidae. Gene Ontology annotation, molecular function: chitin binding. The transcript is spliced from 2 exons. The record is from RefSeq and is a predicted model, not a curated record. Gene Ontology annotation, cellular component: extracellular region. Bases 39 to 944 code for a protein of 301 amino acids.
CCGAUUUUUUAAUAAAAAAAUAUAAAAAUUUAAAAUUAAUGAUACAAAAUAUGCAACUUCCAAUUCUGUUAGUAAUUCUUUCCAUAAGUAUUGGAUUUGUAAAGUGUGAUAUAUUCGUAGAAUGUAAUAAUGUCGAGAUAAAUACAUAUAUAGCAAGUACAACUAGUUGCCGUGAAUACAUAUUUUGUAAUAAUGAGGAUUCUUUCAUGGGUGAAUGCGGCGAGGGAGACUACUUUGAUCAAAUCUAUCAAACUUGCGAUCCAGAGGAAUUAGUUGAUUGCCAAAUAGAUAACAAUGAAGCAAAUAAUACGUUAACAGUCUCAUCAACAACAUCAGUACCAAUAAUAACUCCACCAAUACCCUUUGCGACGGAAACCACAAUAACAACUGCAUCCACUGCAACAGGUACAAGGGAAACAACAAUAAUUGAUACUUCCAUACCUACUCAAACCGCCAGACCCAACUUUAGUCAAUUUACAUUUCCCACAAUACCAACAACUGUAGAGACGCAAAAUGUAUUUCCUGGUAUUGGUAAUGAAAUAAAUAAGAUUGUGAUAUUAUCUGAAUGCCCAGCUGUGGACAAUCGAGAAGUGGUGGGUCUCAUACCACAUCCAAAAUCAUGUUCGGAUUACUUUGUUUGCUUUCAUGGAAAUCCUCUUCCAAUGCAUUGCUCAGCAAUGCUACAUUUUAAUACCAGAACAGGAAGAUGCGACUACCCUGAAAAUGCAAAGUGUAGGCUUGAUUUCGUUACUGCAAAAGAGCAGUGUCAAAGACAUACCACAGAUGUUUAUCCACAUCCAGUAAAUUGUAAUUAUUUCUAUCAUUGCAAAGUUGGAUUUCUCCUACUACAACAGUGCCCCUUCUUUUAUGGAUGGGACAUUGAACGACGUACCUGCCUUCCGAUAGGUCAAGCUAAAUGUUUCAACAAUCAAAGAAGAAUUUAAUUCUU